GAAAAGGAAACAAUCAACAUGGCCAGAACCAAACAGACCGCUCGUAAAUCUACCGGUGGCAAAGCCCCGAGGAAGCAGCUCGCCACCAAGGCAGCCCGUAAGAGUGCACCAGCCACCGGUGGCGUGAAGAAGCCCCAUCGUUACAGGCCGGGCACCGUGGCUCUGAGAGAGAUCCGUCGCUACCAGAAGUCGACUGAGCUGCUGAUCCGCAAGCUCCCCUUCCAGCGUCUGGUCAGAGAAAUCGCCCAGGACUUCAAGACUGACUUGCGGUUCCAGAGUUCCGCUGUGAUGGCUCUGCAGGAGGCUAGCGAAGCUUACCUGGUCGGUCUGUUCGAGGACACCAACUUGUGCGCCAUCCACGCCAAGAGGGUUACCAUCAUGCCCAAGGACAUCCAACUGGCCCGCCGCAUUCGCGGAGAGCGCGCCUAAAUGUAAUUUGACUGCAACAUCCCCAAAGGCUCUUUUAAGAGCCACCUCACUAUCUCUAUGAAAAGACAAGUUCUUCCGUUUCCUUUCAUGCUUGUAUGUAAAAUUCACACAUUGAAUUUCAACCAAUGUCAUUACGUAGCUAAAUUGUAUCUAGUCUAGAACCAACCAAACGGAAAUGGUGCGGUAUGAAUUGAAUUCCCAAUAUGCUAGAAGUGUAACACUUGUAUUUUAAGUCAAGCCAACCGAAACAAUGUUGCAGCUAAUGGUAUGGCUAUCUUCUCAAAUGUAGCAAACAGUGUAAUAAGAUGGUCAGCCACUGGAUACAGCCCUAAAGUAAUUGCAGUCACUGAAACCCUUUUGAAUCGGAUGGGC
Molecule: messenger RNA, 801 nt
Organism: Hypomesus transpacificus
Lineage: Eukaryota; Metazoa; Chordata; Actinopteri; Osmeriformes; Osmeridae
Product: histone H3
Exons: 1
Coding region: 19-429 (136 amino acids)
Cellular component (GO): nucleosome
Molecular function (GO): DNA binding; protein heterodimerization activity; structural constituent of chromatin
Source: RefSeq, a predicted model, not a curated record